This is a messenger RNA of Phacochoerus africanus (Common warthog), 1941 nucleotides long. RefSeq names its product zinc finger protein 576 (gene ZNF576). Gene Ontology annotation, molecular function: DNA-binding transcription factor activity, RNA polymerase II-specific; RNA polymerase II cis-regulatory region sequence-specific DNA binding. Gene Ontology annotation, biological process: regulation of transcription by RNA polymerase II. The record is from RefSeq and is a predicted model, not a curated record. Bases 697 to 1380 code for a protein of 227 amino acids. Lineage: Eukaryota; Metazoa; Chordata; Mammalia; Artiodactyla; Suidae. The transcript has 2 exons. Gene Ontology annotation, cellular component: nucleus.
CGCGUGCGCACCAGGAACGUCUAACACACUUGUGCAAUAAGCUUAGGUCUUUACGGCAUGAAUGGCUUGCAACGUCAUCAUUACGCACCCCAAUGCAGAGAAGGACCUCGCCCAUUAUUUUGAGGACCGGGUUGGUGCGACUGCACUGCUGCCGGAUGGCGAUCGGGGACCUCGGCUUUGAAAGGCUCAUCAGGCGAAAGGCCGUGGAAACCACCGGGACUUUAGACUCGGUGGGCCCUACCCCACUUCCCUUCGGGUGGCGGCGCUGUGACGAGUGACUGACAGGCACAACGAAAGGCAGCCCUCUGGUGUCUGGAGAAAAGCGGAGCCCUGGGCUUCUCGCAGCUUUGGGGGCAGCGGGACACAGCGGCUGAGUGCGCGCGUGGGAAAGAGGGGCCUCUGGGUGGAACAAGAAUUUCGGGAUGUCGGAGAAAGAUGUUUCCCGAAAGGAGGCGGGCUAAACCGUGGGUACCACCACAUGCCUCAAGUCACGUGGGAUGAAAGGGGGAUGAGGCUAGGGUCAAAGGUCAAGGGUCCCACGCUCUGAGCUCAGGGAGGGAGUUUGACAUACGAGGCAUAGGUCAGCGAUCUCAAGCAAAUGAGAAGGCUCUAAGGGGAGUCACAAACCCAGAAAGUUUAAUCUUUGGGGAAGAUUGAAUCUUGUCUAGCGAGAACUCCAUCCGGUUACAAUUCAAGAUGGUAUCUCCUGGGGGGCAAAGGCUGGCAAAGAGCCUGUCAAAGGUCAUAGGAUUAGCGGGCCCUCUAAGGCUAGCUAGAGAUGAGCGACUUCACUUGAUUUACUAUUCUGUCAUGCAUGUCCCUCUCUUAACCAGGGGGAUCCCAGUCACCAUGGAGCAGCAGGAUCCUCUGGAGGUCCCACACUCCAAAGUGACCACGGAGCAGCAGGAUUCGUCCAAGGAGAGAAGUGCCCCAAAUCCAGGUGGCAACAACUGCCACCAGGGGACCCUGCAGUGCACCCGCUGCCUCAUCACUUUUGCCGAUUCCAAGUUCCAGGAGCGUCACAUGAAGCGGGAGCACCCAGAGGACUUCGUGGCCCAGAAGCUGCAGGGGGUCGAAUUCAUCUGCUUCACCUGCGCCCGCUCUUUCCCCUCCUCCAAGGCCCUUAUCGCCCAUCAGCGCAGCCACGGUCCAGCAGUCAGGCCCUCCCAGCUGGCUGCCCCCACCACCACCCAGCCCACUUUCCCCUGUCCUGACUGUGGCAAGACCUUUGGGCAGGCCGCUUCUCUGAGGCGCCAUCGCCAGGCACACGAGGCGCGCACACCUCCUGGCCCCUUCGCCUGCACUGAGUGUGGUCAGGACUUUGCCCAGGAAGCAGGGCUGCAUCAACACUACAUCCGGCAUGCCCGGGGUGAGCUCUGAGCGCGGCUUAAGCCCUCCCCAGGGCAGUGGGGGCUCUGUGGCUGGUAGGACCCACUACAAUAUGGGAAUGGGAGACUUGGCAGGAAAGGCAGAAGACUGCUGAUAAAGAGGACCCAGAAGAUGCUCAGUUGGAGCUUCAGUCUUUGGAGGACUCAAAAGCCUUUAGGGAAACGUAAAAUCAGGCAACAGUGAGAUCUUUAAGAAAUUAACUAGAAAGAGGGAAAAUUAUUAUUUGUAUCUCAUUCCCAACUAGAGACUUUGAAAUCACAACGAGCUGCAGAUUGUGUAAUCACCUUUAGUUCUCCCCGAAUGGAUGCAGCGGGGCUGUAAGAGCAAACUGCCCUGGGUUUGUGCCUGAAUGGGGCAGAGAGAGUGAGGGGUGCCUGUAAUGCCACCAAAUGGGUUCCAGAUGUGGAGCAACUGGCCUCUGGGGGAUGGGGCAGCAAAGUCAUGUGGGGGUUGCCCUGGUAUCUUCCCACCCCCUGCCAGCCUUUCCCACUCAAGAGGAGCCACGGUAUUGGAACUUGGCCCACCCUCCACCCCACCCCCAGCCGCUCCUCC